AUGACGCAGAUGGAUGAUUCCAACUUUGAUUCGCCACUGCUGAAAGCAUUGCUGGAGAAGAGAGUUCAGGCACAAAUUAUUGACGUGGACUAUUAUCGCAUCGGUGGCGGUCUGGCAGUGGAAACGGAUUACAUCAUUCGAGUAACUCCUACCAAAGACCCGUUCCGAGGACCACAGUUUGAAUCUUUCAACUUGUCCAAGACAUACAGUGCCUUCCGAAGUUUUGGACACCAACUCAAGAGUGCUGCUGCUUUCGUUGCGAACAAGGAGAAUUUGUCAACGUCAGAUUGCAGGCUUGUCCAGUACUGUGAAACGGUGAUUCAUUUGGUGGAGACACAACGAGUAACCUAUCUUGGCAAGGUCAACUACGGUUAUGUGAGAGGACUUGCAAAGAAACGAAGUCUACUCAUCGAUCAGGUAUUAGCUGCUACGCUCAAUUUCUUUCCUGAAAACUUGAAUGAUGAAUUUCAUGCAGAGAUUGCGAAUACGAUACAAACUUUUUUCUUGUCAGACCAUUGCAUGGAGGAAUCGUCAUACCACGGUCCUCCUUCGUCACCUGUAGCCACGCCAAGUGUGGAAGAAUCCAAGACGUCUGAAAAUCAAUUUACCUUUGACUCUCCAGCGAAAAUUAUUCAUGGAGUAGGUAACGCUGUUGGGGGUGUCGUUGGAGGUGCUGUCGGCAAUGUGAUUGCAGUUGGUGACUUUCUGAAGAGUUCCAUUAUUGGAGACGAAACUCCAAGGAAUGGCGAUGCUCAGUCACCAAUGAAUGUCACAAUCACUUCCACUGCACAUACACUGAGAUCUCCAGUUGUUCCCUAUACUCGAAAAUCACGGCGGAGAUUGGAGGUUCGGGCGCUGGACGAAGAUGAGUUGAAGCAAGUGGGCACUGAGGCAAAUUUACUCGUGGACGACGACCGUGCACCGGUCGAAAUGGUGCCGUCAUAUUCACAUCCUGUCUCAAAUUAUAGUUCCACAGGAAGUAGAAUUGGUGACUUAUUGGACACCAAUCCUUUUGUCUUCCUGUUGAUUGGAAUGGCAGCAGCACACAUGGUCAAGAAGGCAACAACAUUCACUGUCUCCAUGGAUUUGGAUAUACUAUUGCUUCUGACAUGGGCAGCAUUUUGCAUCGGAUUGCAUACACCAAGACCACUUGUUAGUGGUGUUGACAAAUCCAACAAGCCAUCUUCCGCGGUGAAGGUUCGACCACAGCUACGGCGAGGACCCGAGCGAAGCGGGCGGACGUUGCUACGAAUGGCGAUGGUGUCAACACCAGAUAAUAAUUCAAGGCAUCAUAGUUUCACUUCGGAGCAGCAGAUCCAGUCAAUACGAGAAGAAGAGGCGGACAGCAAUGCGAUGCUUGUCUCUAUUCAACCGCCACUUCCUAAAUUUCCGGAUGGGGCCGAGCUGGGAUCCAAACUAAAUUGUUGGUCGGAACCUGUGCACACCGAGUUUCAGGUUCGUGGAGCAAAAUACUUGGAGGACCGAAAGAAGAUAUCAUCGGAACCAUUCUUGUUUCCGAUACGGGCGGUUGAUCUUUUUCUGACUGAUGCAUGUCCGCAAAAUGCCGGAACCAAUCCAAGGAUCUUGGGCGGCGAACUUCGCAAAGUACCAACAUUCCUUCUCAACUUUCGGCUUCCUUGGGGGGUUUUGCUGGCAUAUUUUGAGAUUCCCGAACGAUUUGUUCCCUUUGUGCUGGCAGGUCAUGAUCCUGAUUUUGACGAGUCUGCUCUACCAUCCAUGGAUGAUUUUAGUGCCUCGGAUCGAUGUGUUGCAAGGUUUCUCCAAGGAUCGGUCAAUCACAAGAAUACUACACUCAAGAUUGUCCCAAGCGUGGUGGAAGGUCCGUGGGUGGUCAAGUCGGUCGUAGGAGGAAAACCGGCUAUCAUUGGAAACAAAAUGCCCGUCAGCUACUACUAUCAAAAGGCAGAGGGUGACAAAGCAUUGUAUCUCGAAGCUGAUUUUGACAUUGUUGCUUCCUCCGCGGCGCGUGGGAUAUUGUCUUGUGUGAGGUCCUACACCCAAGUCUUGACCCUGGACUUGGGUUUCGUGGUUCAGGGGAAUGGAGAGGAUGAGUUGCCGGAACAAAUGCUGGUGGGAGUCCGCCUUCACGGCAUCGAUCCACUGACGGCUCCGCCAUAUCCAUCACCAAAUGACCUGUUUUCUAUCCAGUCGGCUGGUGCAUCAGAUGACGAAGACGACGACAGUGGCAUCUCUUCCACAAUAUGA
This is a messenger RNA of Cylindrotheca closterium, 2226 nucleotides long. The record is from the annotation of a GenBank genome assembly. Lineage: Eukaryota; Bacillariophyta; Bacillariophyceae; Bacillariales; Bacillariaceae.